This is a messenger RNA of Vigna umbellata (rice bean), 1020 nucleotides long. RefSeq names its product RING-H2 finger protein ATL39-like. The record is from RefSeq and is a predicted model, not a curated record. NCBI's taxonomy places the organism in Eukaryota, Viridiplantae, Streptophyta, Magnoliopsida, Fabales, Fabaceae.
ACACCGAAGAAAACAAUUUGUUGUGGCAAAGUCAAUAAGAUUGACGGAGAAAGAUUUAAAAUUCAAAGGAAACGGUUCCAGUUUUCGUGUUUCAAAAUUUCUUUUUCCUCACCAAUAAUUUCAUUUCAAACCGUGGAAUGUGUUCCACAUAAACACCAUCAAUUAACCCAAACCAUAUCUCCACAAAAUCAAAGAAGCAUGGGUUCCAAAGACAAGCAUGACGACGACGAAUCGCUCAGUGUAGGCCUAAAGGUGAUGCUAGCAGCAGCUAUCUCUUUAUUUGCUGUGAUCUCAAUAAUCAUCAUCGUCCAUUUUAGUGUCAAAUAUUUCAUCAGACGCCAACAAAGGAGACGCCAAAACGACCUUCUACACCAGAUCACCACUCAGAUUGCACCGAUUGAUGUCAGUUCUGUGGAGCCACGCAACCCUGGACUUCAAACUUCCAUCAUAGCGUCUCUGCCUAAACUAUUCUACAACCAAACGGAACAGUUCAAGCGAGGUGAAGUGAUAGAGUGUUCGGUUUGCCUGGCCACUGUUAUGGAGGAUGCAAUCACUAGAGUGCUACCAAAUUGUAAGCACAUUUUUCAUGUUGAUUGUGUUGAUAAAUGGUUUAAUUCUAACACCACGUGCCCAAUUUGCCGCACUGUGGUUGACCCAAAGGUGUCACCGGAAGAAGAACAUGUCCAACCCACAGCACCACCUGUUGUGGGCGGUGAUGAGCUGCAAGAUGGAAAUGAAAUGGAGAAAGUGGGGUGUUCGGGUUUGAGAAUAGGAUCUUUCCAUAGGAUGGUUAGUAACAGGGAAAGAUCGGGGAGGAGUCACAGUUGUGAUGAAUCUACAAUAGAUAUAGGAAGACACUGAAUUAACUACUUUCUUGUAUUGUUAUUUUCUAAUAUAUCUUGGUUCGGUUAUGGGGUGUUGGAUUGUUUAUCUAUCUGUGAUUUCUAUGUAUUUCUGUUUAUUGUUUGAGGGAUAAACUAUAUAAAUAAUGUUAUUUUAAGUUUGAUAGGUUAGUCUUAU